AUGGGUCAGAACCAUCUUCAAAAGGUGGCACAGGCCUGGCAAGUUACAGUAGAGACUAUUAACAAGCACCUGAGGAAGGCACAUUUUACAACUGCAUCUAAUAUGGACAUUUCCUUUACUGAUAAUGGAGAUGUACCAGGUCACUAUGACAUAAUAAACUGGAUCCCAUCUGGCAUACAAGAAGAACUGGCCCCUCACCAAGUUGGAAACUUUACCUCCCUAGCUCCUGUGGGCAGACAACUUAUUUUAAAUGACAGUGAAAUCUCUUGGAGUCCUAAACUUGGAGCAAUGCCUAAAUCAGUUUGCAAUGAACCCUGUGAACUUGGAUACAGAAAAGCUACUCAGAAGGGAUUUCAUAGCUGCUGCUAUAUUUGUGUGCCAUGUGCAGAGGGAGAGAUCUCCAACACAACAGAUGCAGAAACCUGUAUAAAAUGUCCAGAAGAUCGAUGGAUGAAUGAUAAGAGAACUAUGUGCAUCCUAAAGACUGUGGAAUUCCUAUCAUUUGAGGACACAUUAGGAAAAGUCUUAAGUUCAGUCUCCAUCUUCUCCUGUACUGUCACUUUAGCUGUUUUGGGGAUUUUCAUUAAGAAUCACAAAACCUCUGUAGUAAAAGCCAACAACCAGAACCUCAGCUACACUCUUCUCCUCUCCCUCAUGUUGUCCUUCCUCUGCUCCUUAUUGUUUAUUGGACGUCCUGUGGAGGUGACCUGCCUACUCAGACAAGCUGCCAUUGGAAUAAUUAUUGCUGUUUCUAUCUCCUCUGUUCUGGCAAAAUCAAUCACUGUUGUUAUUGCCUUUAAUGCGACUAAACCUGAUAGCAAGAUAAAGAAGUGGAUUGGAUCCCGAGUGUCCAUCUGUCUGGUCAUUGCCUGCUCUCAAGGGCAGGUUGUGGUCUGCAUGCUGUGGUUGGCUCUUAACCCACCAUAUCCAGACUAUGACACUCACUCUUACAUUGGGAAAAUUAUAUUACAGUGUAACGAGGGCUCUCUCGCUGCAUUCUACCUUGUGAUAGGUUACAUAGGAUUCCUUUCUGUGGUCAGUUUCAUUGUGGCAUUCUUGGUUAGAAAGUUACCUGCUAGGUUCAAUGAGGCCCAGAUGAUUACGUUCAGCAUGCUGGUGUUCUGUACUGUUUGGAUCUCUUUCAUUCCAGCGUACCUGAGCACCAAGGGCAAAUAUGUGGUAGCUGUAGAGAUAUUUGCUAUCCUGGCCUCUAGUGCAGGACUGCUGGUCUGUAUAUUUAUUCCCAAGUGCUACAUUAUAUUAUUUAAGCCUGAACUGAACACCAGGGUACAUAUGCUAAGUAAGCAUUGAUUUGUAGAUCUAUUUUAUGUCUUGAAUAUUAGAAAUAUACUUGUCGUCGUCCAUUUAUUGUAUGUUGAUAUGGAGACAUUUGUUUGCAAUGUUUUGACAUUUAAAUAUUUAUUGAGUAGUAAAAUAAACCAAAUAAGAAAUAACAA
Messenger RNA from Bombina bombina (fire-bellied toad), 1457 nucleotides. Its product is annotated as vomeronasal type-2 receptor 26-like. Gene Ontology annotation, molecular function: G protein-coupled receptor activity. The transcript has 4 exons. Bases 1 to 1311 code for a protein of 436 amino acids. The record is from RefSeq and is a predicted model, not a curated record. Lineage: Eukaryota; Metazoa; Chordata; Amphibia; Anura; Bombinatoridae. Gene Ontology annotation, biological process: G protein-coupled receptor signaling pathway. Gene Ontology annotation, cellular component: membrane.